AUGAGCACCACUCCAGAAAUGUCCUCCAGUACCCCCAGCCACAGCAGUGGCGGCGGCGGCGGCGGUCCUACCAACUCGCCGCUACUCUUCUUCGUCGCUCUGGGCUUUGGCGUCGUCUUCACCAACCUAUGGAUCAUUGUUGGUGUCAAGUACUGCUUCCGAUACAAUGCGCGCAAUCGCCAGGCCAGACAGAAUGCUGAGGGCGACCCUAUCGACCUGCCGCCCAUGCAUGCGCAGCCGCGCCGCCGGAGGAGGGAAAAGAAGCUGAUGACCAUGGACGAGGUCAACGAGCGAUUCCCUCUAAUGAAGUACAAGAUCUGGCGCUCGGGCAGAGAGAAAGACGGCCUCCCUUGUGCUGGCGGCAUCAGUUCUCCUCCAAGCCGUGCUGGGAGCGUCAAGGAGGUCGAGGGAGCCAUCGGACCUUCCAAUGACAACCGUCAAUCUAUGGACAGCACACACUCGCACCCUACGGACUCGCACCCCAAGGAUUCACAGCCUCACGCCGAACCGUCGUCGCCUUCUUCUCCUGCGCCGCUAAAAUCGCCAGCUGUCGAGACAGCCGGUACGGCAGGCGCAGCGGGUGCAGCAUCCGAAGCCGAUCAAGAAAAAUCGGCAUUGAAGGCCGAUGAGAAAACCGUGGAACUGGAAAAGGUCAACACUGUCGCAAGCACCAUGGAUGAGCACCCGAAGGAGCACCAGGCGACGGUUGAGGACGACGAUGAUGAAGACGACGACGACGACCCAAUCCAGUCGGCCGCCUCUCCGGAGAUGCUGGAAACGCCCGGUGACACCUGUGCCAUCUGUCUGGACACCCUUGAAGACGACGAUGACGUUCGCGGCUUGAAGUGUGGUCACGCCUUCCAUGCUAGCUGCCUUGACCCGUGGCUUACUAGCCGCCGCGCUUGCUGCCCGUUGUGUAAGGCCGAUUAUUACAUCCCCAAGCCUCGUCUAGAGGGCGAGACUACUGCCGAAGCUACGGGCCGCCGCACGCCGGGCCUUAGAGUGACCCUCCCGCAAGCGCCUCACUCAGUCUGGAUCGGACCUCGCACCCCUCGCACCCCUCGCACCCCUCGCGGCUCUCGCGGCCCCCGCACGAUCGUCCUCGCGGGAGGGUUGCCAAGCCACCAACACCUUAGAGGCAAUCAUACGCCUCGCAGCGGUGCGCCGCCCAGUGCCGGUCUCCAGUCUCCAGGAGCCGCGAGUUGGACCACUAGGCUCAGCCAAUUUCGCACUUCCAUUCCGAGCAUCCGCAGUCCGUUCGGUCGUAGCGCUGGCACUCCCACCAGCAACGACACACCAGCCACCCCCACGCCCGCACAGCUGGAAGCUGGCACGCGCUGA
This is a messenger RNA of Aplosporella prunicola CBS 121167, 1341 nucleotides long. RefSeq lists its product as uncharacterized. Gene Ontology annotation, molecular function: ubiquitin protein ligase activity. Bases 1 to 1341 code for a protein of 446 amino acids. Lineage: Eukaryota; Fungi; Ascomycota; Dothideomycetes; Botryosphaeriales; Aplosporellaceae. The record is from RefSeq and is a predicted model, not a curated record. The transcript has 2 exons. Gene Ontology annotation, cellular component: cytoplasm. Gene Ontology annotation, biological process: ubiquitin-dependent protein catabolic process.